AUGAAAGGGAUUCUUCAGUAUGCCGGUGGCCUGCUCGUCUUCCUCCUUGUUGCCCUCGUCAUCCUCAAGAACACUUCCUACAGCAUCACGCUAGACGGUGAUUAUCUGAAGCCUAAGGAGUUUCCGGCUACACCAUCUCAAAGUAAAGUGAGGUCCUGCGGUCUGAAGGUCUGUCCAGCUGGAACCUUCAGCUUCUCCAUCUCCAGCGGAGCGGCCAACGUCGUCGCGCCUAAGAUCUGCAUCCAGAACAGAAUGGUUCUCGGCUCCGUCCAGAACAACGCUGGAGUGGGGCUCAACCUGGUGGUUCUAAACGACGUUCAACCUCUCAUCGAGGUCCUCCAGGGGCUAGAGAAGGGGAACAUCGUCCUGAUGGCCAGCUACGACGAUCCAGCCACCAAGUUAACAGCCGAGGCCAGGAGUUUGAUAGAGGGACUAGGCAGCACUUCGAUCAAGGCGCUGGGGUUCCGGGACACCUGGGUGUUUGUUGGAGGAAAAGGAGAUGUAGCCAAAGGUAGAUUUGAAAAGCACAUGAAGAACAACCAAGAGACAAAUAAGUACGACGGCUGGCCGGAGAUGCUCCAGAUGGAUGGCUGUAUUCCUCUGUUCCAUGAAUAG
Gadus chalcogrammus (walleye pollock) is the source of this 615-nucleotide messenger RNA. Its product is annotated as protein FAM3C-like. The transcript has 8 exons. The record is from RefSeq and is a predicted model, not a curated record. The coding region runs from base 1 to 615 and encodes 204 amino acids. Lineage: Eukaryota; Metazoa; Chordata; Actinopteri; Gadiformes; Gadidae.